This is a messenger RNA of Fundulus heteroclitus (mummichog), 2464 nucleotides long. RefSeq names its product TNF receptor-associated factor 6 (gene traf6). Gene Ontology annotation, cellular component: plasma membrane signaling receptor complex. NCBI's taxonomy places the organism in Eukaryota, Metazoa, Chordata, Actinopteri, Cyprinodontiformes, Fundulidae. Gene Ontology annotation, molecular function: tumor necrosis factor receptor binding; zinc ion binding; ubiquitin protein ligase activity. The record is from RefSeq and is a predicted model, not a curated record. The coding region runs from base 203 to 1921 and encodes 572 amino acids. Gene Ontology annotation, biological process: positive regulation of JNK cascade; regulation of canonical NF-kappaB signal transduction; tumor necrosis factor-mediated signaling pathway. The transcript has 8 exons.
AGUCGGCCGGCUGACGUAGGAAAAGAAAAAACAGGAAAUCCGAAACUAAAAGUUCGAGGCAUUUCAAGGAAAGGCUGACUAAACUUCGCAGGUAAAAACACCGGCUCCCACCGACACAAGGUUGUUCCCGCUGCCGGGGAGCCGUGCGUGUGCUCCCGGCCUCUUCGGUUUUUUUUUUUUGGCUCUCACAAACGCUGUACAGAUGGCCUGCUUUGAAAGCAAUAAGGGGAGCUUGGAGGAGGACUGCUAUGAAGGAGCAGUUGGUGGAGAGCUGUCUGAAUGUGCCUUGGCAAUGCUGGAAAAGGAAAGGGAAUCCCUUUUAAGUCCAUCGGAGAGUCCCGGCACCUUAAUUAACAGCUCAUCUGGCAGUCUCCAGGCUGCUGCUCCCCUUCAGGGCUAUGAUGUGGAAUUUGACCCACCCCUCGAGAGUAAAUAUGAGUGCCCUAUCUGCCUUAUGGCCUUAAGGAAUGCCAUUCAAACACGCUGCGGUCACCGGUUCUGCAAGAGCUGUAUUGAGAAGUCUAUUCGUGAUACAGGACAGCGGUGCCCUGUGGACAAUGAAAUGCUGUCAGAAGACCAACUGUUUCCUGAUAACUUUGCCAAAAGGGAGAUUUUAUCGCUAACUGUUCGUUGUCCAAACUCUGGCUGUGCUGACAAAAUGGAGCUCCGACAUUUAGAGAAUCAUUUGGCCAGGUGUCAGUUUGCCACUGCGCCUUGCCCACAAUGCCAGCAGCCUGUGAGAAAGAGCUACCUAGAGGAGCACCGAACAGCUGAGUGCCAAAGACGGCUCACAACAUGCCCAGACUGUGUGGCAUCCAUUGUGUUUGAGGAGAAACAGCUGCACGAGCAGUUGUGCCCGUUUGCCAGCGUGAGAUGCCAAUACUGUGAGAUGGAUCUCACCAGAGACCAGAUGGAAUCCCAUUGUGAUACAGAUUGCCCAAAAGCACCCAUUGCCUGUAACUUUAGUAUCUUUGGAUGUAAGGAAAGGAUGCAGCGCCAUGACCUGGCCCAGCACAUGCAAGAGUUCACACAGAUGCAUAUGCGCUACAUGGCUGAGUAUUUGCGUAGCCUCAGCCUCAACGGCACCAAUCCCAAACCCCUCCGAACGCUGGGGAGCUCCGUUUCCUGUGAGGAUGUCGGCGCGGCGGCGGCGUCGGUGCCAGUCUGCAGCGGCCUCAGAGGAGCGGGGAGCUGCAGCAUCAGCUCAGCUUCGUGCCAGCCCAGCGAGGAGAAGCAGCGGCUCAUAGAGAUGGAUGGGCGGUUGGUGAAGCAGGAUCACCAGCUGCGUGAGCUCAUCAUAUUAAAAGAGACGCAAACAGGCCAGCUGGCGGAGCUCAGGCGUAGGGUCUCGACGCUAGAGGAAACCAUAAAGGAUCUGGAGGCCCAGCAGUGCCACGGCAUCUUCGUCUGGCGCCUCAGGGGUUUCUCUGCGCUGCAGCGCAACCAAGAAGCGGGCCUGCCAGUGGUCGAGCACAGCCCCGGCUUCUACACGGGCCGUCCAGGCUACAAGCUGUGCCUGCGCCUACACCUGCAGACGCCCAACGCCCCGCGCUGCUCCAACUACAUCUCGCUUUUCGUCCACACAAUGCAAGGGACGUUUGACGGGCAGCUGACUUGGCCUUUUCAGGGGACGAUCCGGCUUGCCAUAUUAGACCAGGGACCCGAGAGUCAGCAUCACAUGGAAGUCAUGGAGACAAAGCCAGACCUGCAAGCCUUUCAGAAACCCAUAAAUCCGCGCAACCCUAAAGGAUUUGGCUACGUCACCUUCAUGCACCUGCAGCAGCUGAGUCAGAGAGCUUACAUAAAAGACGACACUCUGCUGAUCCGCUGUGAGGUUACGCCGCGCUUCGAUAGCGCGUUUCAUCGAGAGGGACCAGCCGUACAGCCGAGAGGACCCGAAGCGUCGCUUUCGAGAGAAUGAGGUCAAGCUCCUUUGCGUGGGAUUGUUGUCAUGCCAGUUGUAGAGAGCACAACUACCAGUGUUUCAGUGUUGCCUGUUUAUCAUGAAGUGGCAAAAAUCAUAUCCGCUCUCAUUCAUCAGAGUGAAUCUUCUGGUAUUUAUUCGUGUUCCAGUGUCUGAAUCUUUGUAGUUUCCAUGAAUGUCUUUUAGGGACCUCUGUGUCUUGCUCUCAAGACCUGGUGGAUUUUAAUCUGGGAUUUUUCUUCGAUGCACGGUAGCAGGUGCGGUACGGCUCAGACACAAUGAGUUUCUGAAUAACAGUUUCAAAUAAUCUGAUAACCACUUCAACGCAGUUUUUUCACUUAAUGGAUCUCUGGCUUUCAUUCAUUUGAGGAAAUAAUUCUAGGUACCAAUUUAUUUUUUGAUCACAGCUCUAAUAUUUGUAUCAUAUCUGCAACUGUUUCUCUCAAUAUGUAUUCAACUCCGAUUCUAAUUGAUGCCUUACAUAAAAGUGUCUAAUAUUAUUCCCCCUCCAAUGCUAACAGAUUUUUUUUAUUAUUAUUA